GCCGCAGGGCGCCCGUGCCUGGGCGCCGCAAAUGCCCGGCUAAGCAGGGGCUGGCGGUGGGCGGGCGGAGGGGCGGUGCCGUUUCGCCUGCCGCCAUUUCUGAGGCCCGGGGUAUAUAAAGGAGGGGGCUGCUGCUGCAGUGCCCUGUCGGGAUCUUCGGCAAAGCCACCGGGGACGCGAGGUGCUCUGGGGAGAGGCGGAGACACGCACCCGAGCUAAUCCCGCGCCGGGUCAGAGCCCCGCGUCACCGGCUCGCCCUAAGCCCGGCCGCCCCAGAGGGGAGGAGCGCAUCGCCCCCGCCCGCACCCGGCCCGCCUUCACUCCGGCGCCAUGGGCUGCAGGGGAGGCUUCGCUGUCCUGCUGCUGGCGGUGCAGGUCCUUUCCCUCCCGGUAACCAAUCCAGUGACUAAAGGGGAUGCUAAGGUGAUGAAGUGCAUUGUAGAAGUCAUUUCUGAUACUCUGUCAAAGCCAAGCCCGCUGCCAAUCAGCCAGGAAUGCCUAGAAACUCUCAGAGGAGAUGAAAGGAUCAUUUCAAUCCUCCGUCAUCAAAAUUUACUGAAGGAGCUUCAAGAACUUGCAGUUCAAGGGGCCAAUGAAAGAACCUGGCAGCAGAAGAAAAACAGUGGCUUUGAAGAUGAACUUUCGGAAGUCCUUGAAAGCCAGAAUGACAAGAACAUGCAAAGAGAUAAAUCAAGGGAAAUUGCUGUGGAGGAGCCCACAGCCUCGUUUGCUGAGCUGGCAGCAGAGAGAAGCCAGCAGAACAGUGAGAGGGAGGAGUCCAAGGAGGAUGAGGAAAACAGCCUGGAAGAGAGGGAGCUAAGACUGCAUGAAGCCGGCCCUGAAGACGACAAGGAGAAUGCAGAGGAAUCUGACAGCAAUGAGGUCAGUGAGGCUGAAGAAUCGCCAAGGGAAGAUGCUUUAGACAACCACAUCAAUGACAACCUCACAGAGAAUGAGCUCGCCGAGCACAAGCUCCAAGAGGCUGAAGAGGAGCAGCCUGAAGAGACCGACGGAAGUCAGGAGCUUCAGGGAGAAAAGAAGCAGAUUUCCAAAAAAGGCCAGGAAGAGAGCCAAGAAGUGGAAGAGGAGACCCUACAAGAGCAUACUGCGGAAGAGGAUGCCAGGAGAAGCACCCUGGAAGAUGAGCAGCCUACCAAAGCAGAUAGGAUACUUGGCUCAGCUGAGGAUGAGACCGAGGAGACUCCCAGGGAAGGUGAUAACAAAGAUGCUUUGGGCUUUGGCCAAGGUUUGAAGAGCUCGGAAGAGGAAGAGAAAUCCCAUGGACUGAAAGGAGGGAGGCAUGGGUUAGAGGACGAAGCAAUGCAGGCAGAGGACACCUUCCACCCCAGGGAUGUCAAAAGUGAGGAAGUGGAGGAGGAGCCCUCCAGAGCGUGGGAAGACUCCAAGAGAUGGAACAAAAUGGAUGAGCUGGCCAAGCAGCUGACAUCCAAGAAGCGCAUGGAGGAAUACGACAGCAGCGAAGACCCAGAUAGGUCCAUGAAAAUGUCCUUCAGGUCCCACAAGUAUGACUUCCAUAACCCAGAAGAGGAUAUGAGAAGGUCAUGGAAACAUCACGCAAAGGAGGACAGCAGCGAAGCAGGGUUUCCAUUUGCCGCCAUGCCUGAAGAAAAGAAGGAUGAAGAAGGAAGCGCUAACAGAAGAACAGAGGAUCAGGAGUUGGAAAGCCUGGCAGCAAUAGAAGCCGAACUGGAGAAAGUCGCCCACAAGCUCCAUGAAUUGAGGCGGGGCUGAAGUUCCCCCUACACAUAACAUGAGCAAAAGCCAGAAAUUAACUCAUCCUUUUACACUGCAUUUUAAGUUACUGAUUCAAAAAGUAAAAAAUAAAGACAGAGCAGAAGCAUUUCGUCCAGGAAGCCAAAAUUGCUAGGAAAUGACAGGCUUGCAGUAAUGUUACACUCAUCGUCGGCUUCUUCCUUGAUUUUGUGCUCCCUUAGCCACUAUGGUUCUCUCUUGUACCCUUUGGAUAAUUGUAUCCCGAGCAGUGUGACUUACUCAUGUACUUUGUUUGUUCGGGUUUUUCUUUUUCUCUUUUUUAAAGACAGCUUUCUAGAAUGUUUUACUUCUACCAUUAGAUUCACUGGGUAAAAUUGCAAUAACUUCUCUUUUGAUUAAAAGCUGAGAACUCUGACUGUAAUAUAUUCUAUAUAAAAAUUUAUCUAAGGAAAAAUAAAA
Molecule: messenger RNA, 2193 nt
Organism: Chelonia mydas (Green sea turtle)
Lineage: Eukaryota; Metazoa; Chordata; Testudines; Cheloniidae
Gene: CHGA
Product: chromogranin A
Exons: 8
Coding region: 331-1752 (473 amino acids)
Biological process (GO): negative regulation of insulin secretion; negative regulation of catecholamine secretion; defense response to bacterium
Cellular component (GO): chromaffin granule
Source: RefSeq, a predicted model, not a curated record